AUGCUUAUUAAUCUAUGGAACAGCUUGAAAAGUAUAAUUGGUAGCGAUAUGUCUGCAACAAUGGUUGAAACGCCUCCACCGGAGCUAAUCACCACUAUCGAGUGGGGUAUGAUGGAUAAAAGCAAGUUUUUUCCAUUGUAUAGCUUGAGUGGGUUCACAGUUCGUUGCGCGCUCUAUCCGCUAACAUUAAUAAAGACACAAAUCCAAGUGCAACGGAAAAAGGAUGCGUACAAAGGAGUGUACGACGCUAUAUCUAAGAUUUACGCUAACGAGGGAGUUUCCGGGUUGUACAGGGGAUUUUGGUUGUCUAAUUUUCAGAUAAUAUCUGGAGUUUUCUAUAUAACAACGUACGAAGGGGUAAGACAUGAACUUGGCAAACACGAGAUAAACCCACGAUUGAAGUCCUUCAUAGCGGGUGGCUGUGCAUCACUGGUCGGUCAGACAGUGAUAGUGCCAUUCGAUGUAUUAAGCCAACACUUGAUGGUCCUCGGGCUUGUAAAAGGUUCUGCUGAGAACUCAAUGAAUCCUAAACUAAAUCCAUUGGGUUUAGACCUUGAACAGCCAAUGUCAAAAAUAGCACUCGCCAAGGAGGUUGCGGCUCGAGUAUACCGUCUACAUGGUGUUUUGGGAUACUACAGAGGUUACACAGCCUCUUUGGCAGCUUAUGUACCUAAUUCAGCAUUAUGGUGGGCAUUAUAUACAGCUUACCAAGAUGAACUGUUCAAGAUAAGUCCUUCGUGGGUGUCGCACUUAUUCAUCCAGUGCGUGGCGGGUACACUCGGAGGGUUCACUACAACCAUACUCACGAAUCCCUUGGAUAUUGUACGGGCGAGGUUACAAGUGGAAGGCGUGGGCACUAUGAAGCAGGUUUUCAAGGAGCUGUGGCGUGAGGAAGGCUUCACGGGCCUUUACGCCAAGGGCCUGUCAGCUAGACUAGUUCAGAGCGCCUGUUUCUCUUUCUCGAUCAUACUCGGCUAUGAGAGCAUCAAACGUGUGUCGCUCAGUGACGAGUACCGUACUAGAGUGCGGUGGUGA
Danaus chrysippus (African queen) is the source of this 1035-nucleotide messenger RNA. Lineage: Eukaryota; Metazoa; Arthropoda; Insecta; Lepidoptera; Nymphalidae. The record is from the annotation of a GenBank genome assembly.